AUGGACGCUUCCACCACAGCAUACCCACCCUGUGAUUCAGAUGAGUCACAUUUGCCUCUCGUCACUGCCCCACCUGGGGAUACUAGUGCUACAACGAGGCCAUCAUCCACCCAUGCUGAUGGCACUCCGCUGCCGAGUCUCACACAGCCAACUCCGAACCCGAGUAAUUGUGUCAUCAUCAUACAAAACAAUUACAUUGCGGAGGGGGGAACCAUCAACAUAUUUUCAAGUCACUGCAACGGUUCCAAGCCCACGUCCUCGGAGCCUCCAUUGGCGAGGCAGGCAGAGCCAGUGGAGCACGGUGGUGAAAGCAUAGUAUUGAGCGGUAACUCAUUUGGCGAAUGCGUCAUGAUAAACGUAGGAUCGCCAGACUGCACUGGAGCUGUUAAACAAACCGCUCUUGCGUCCCAAAGUGACCGCAACGUCUAG
Suillus clintonianus is the source of this 429-nucleotide messenger RNA. RefSeq lists its product as uncharacterized. Lineage: Eukaryota; Fungi; Basidiomycota; Agaricomycetes; Boletales; Suillaceae. The record is from RefSeq and is a predicted model, not a curated record. The transcript is spliced from 3 exons. Bases 1 to 429 code for a protein of 142 amino acids.